Molecule: messenger RNA, 3267 nt
Organism: Helianthus annuus (common sunflower)
Lineage: Eukaryota; Viridiplantae; Streptophyta; Magnoliopsida; Asterales; Asteraceae
Exons: 6
Coding region: 1-3267 (1088 amino acids)
Source: RefSeq, a predicted model, not a curated record
AUGAACAUUUCAGCAUUACUUGCUGCUCAUAGAAGAAAAAUGCGGAAGAUUUAUCUUGAUAAUAGGCGAACAAAGUCAAAUAAAAGAAGAAGUGCACCAAGUGGUAGAGGAUCCUCUAAAAUUGUUAACAACUCCCAGUUAAUCGACGAAGAAAAUUAUAAUCCGAAUCUUCCUUCUUCAUCUAAUAGUUUUCAGAGAGUGCGUAACUUUACAUCUUUAACAACGACAACACCCUUAAGUGGCAUAACAACUGGUGCUAUUACUUUUAAUAACCAAUUAACCCAUACGCCUAGCAGUUCUCAGUUUUCUAUUGUUUCAAACAUUGUUACACAAAACAGUAACAACAUUCUUCGAUCUUCGUCUAUGUUGACUAAGCUUAAAUCUGGUAAACAAAAGGUUUUACCUAAGAAACGUAUUAUCGAACCUAUUCCAAUGGUAGAUCUUACUUCUGAUGACGACAAUGAAAAUUUACAUUCCAUUGACGACCCUUAUAAAGGUGUAUCCACAGAUUAUUUGGAUCAUGGUAAUCAAAUCCUUAGAUGUGAGAUGUGUCAUUCAUUAUUAUGGUCUGAUGAAGGUGGUAAAGGUAGAAUUACAUUGGGUAAGUUAACUUAUAGUUUAUGUUGUGGUUAUGGCAAAGUGGAGCUUCCAGAUUUGAAAGAACCUACUUCAGUAUACAAGGAUCUAUUUGGAAAUUCUAAUGAAAAAAGUAAGUACUUUUUAAAGAAUAUCCGUCGAUACAAUUCUAUGUUCUCCUUCACAUCAAUGGGUGGAAAGGUAGAUUCGAGUAUCAACAGUGGUAAGGCACCAUAUGUAUUUCGUAUAAGUGGACAGAAUUUCCACACAUUAGGUGGUUUGGUACCUGCACCUGGGAAAGAUCCAAAGUUCUCCCAACUUUAUAUUUACGAUACUGAUAAUGAAGUUUCAAAUCGGAAAAGGUUGUUCAGUGAAUCUACAAAUAAGUCGGAUUCUCAUUUAAAGCAGUUAGAUAUUCAGCUCAUUAAGUUUUUAAAAGACUUCCUGGAUCAUAAUAAUGAGUUGGUUAAAAGUUAUAGAAUUGCAAGAAACCACUUCAGUGAGAAUCCUAAUGAAAAUUUCAAGCUUCGUCUCAUUUACAAAAGAGAUCUUGACGGUCGUACUUACAACUUGCCCUCAACUUCAGAAGUUGCUGCAUUGAUAGUUGGUGAUCUACAUAAAAUAAUUGAUCAUCGUGAUAUUGUUGUUGAGUCUCACACUGAAGGUCUUCAACGAAUCAGUGAACUUCAUCCAUCAUAUCUAGCACUUCAGUAUCCAAUCCUUUUUCCUAAUGGUGAUGAUGGAUAUAGAAUAGACAUUCCUCAUAGGGAUGGUAUACGUACGUUAAAGAAAAUUCGACCCAAGUGUACAAUGAGAGAAUUCUUUGCUUAUAGAAUUCAAGAUCGAUCAUCUGCCUUUUCUAUAAUUUUAAAUGCUCGGAGAUUGUUUCAACAAUUUUUGGUAGAUGCAUAUACCAUGAUUGAGAGUGAAAGGCUUAAUUAUAUUCGUUUUCAACAGAAACAUCUUAGGUCUGAAACAUAUUCAAAUCUUCAAAACUUGAAAAACGAAGGAAAAGAUGAUCUAUCAAAUACUGGUAUACGUGUUUUAUUACCAUCUUCUUUUACCGGUGGAUCUCGCUAUAUGCAACAAAACUAUUUAGAUGCUAUGGCUAUAUGUAAAUGGUUUGGAUAUCCCGAUUUUUUUAUUACCGUUACAUGUAAUCCGAAGUGGCCAGAGAUUAAACGAUACUUGAGAAAUACUUCAAUUAAGCCUGAAGACAGGCCAGACAUUUUGUGUAGAUUGUUUAAAAUAAAGCUCGAUUCACUUACAAAGGAUCUGAAGGACAAAAAAGUAUUUGGAGAAUUAAGUGCAUCCGUUUAUACUGUGGAAUUUCAAAAACGUGGAUUGCCUCAUGCUCACAUUUGCAUUUUUUUGAAACCGGAAUCCAAAAUUUUGUCCGCUGAUCAUCUUGACAAAUUCAUUUCUGCUGAGAUACCUGAUAAGAGAGAAGAUCCAAGCCUAUAUGCACUUAUGACUGAUUUCAUGAUUCAUGGUCCAUGUGGAAAUGCAAAUCCGAGUUGUCCUUGUAUGGUUGAUAGUAGAUGUUCAAAAAACUAUCCGAAAAAAUUCAACCCUGAGACCACCACUGAUGCUGACGGUUUCCCUGUAUAUAGAAGAAGAGACAAUAGAAACACUGUUAUAAAGUCCAACGUUCAAUUAGACAACAGAAGUGUUGUUCCUUAUAGUCCGGUUCUUUUGAAAAGAUACCAAGCUCACAUUAAUGUUGAAUGGUGCAAUCAAGCUGGUUCUAUUAAAUAUUUGUUCAAGUACAUUAAUAAAGGCGCAGAUAGAGCUUCUCUUGUAGUGUCAAACCGAGACGGUACAGAAAAUGAACAAACAACAAAGGAUGAGAUCAAAGCGUAUUAUGAUUGUAGGUACGUUUCAGCAUGUGAAGCUUCUUGGAGGAUAUUUGCAAAUGAGGUUCACUUUAGGUUUCCUCCAGUUAUGAGACUUCCUUUUCAUCUUGAAGGUCAACAAAAUGUUGUAUUUGGAGCCGAGGACGAUAUACAAGAAGUUUUGGAUAAGCCAUCAGUUUCUUCUUCGAUUUUUCUAAAGUGGUUUGAGAUGAACAGAAAUAAUGAAGAUGCACGGAGACUUACCUAUGUUGAGUUUCCUACUAAAUUAUGUUGGAAGUUAACAGAUAGAGUAUGGAAACCCCGUAAAAGAAAGCUGUUACAGAUCGGACGGAUUCAUUCUGUUUCCCCUGCUGUGGGUGAACCGUAUUUUCUUAGAAUUCUCCUAAACAAAGUCAAAGGACCCAAAUCGUUUGAAGAGAUUAGAACUGUUGAUGGUCAGGUGUUUCCAACUUUCAGGGACGCGUGUUAUGCUAUGGGUUUGUUAGAUGACGACAUGGAGUACAUUGAAGCAAUUAAGGAAGCCAAUUUUGCGGGUGAUGGUCGUUAUACUCGUGCACUUUUUGUUACUUUGUUGUUGUCAAACACAUUGUCAAGACCUGAAUAUGUAUUUGAACAAACAUGGAAAUUAUUGGGCGAUGACAUCUUAUACAAUAGAAGAAGAUCAACAAAAAACAAAGAACUUGUAAUGUCUGAUGAGAGGUUGAAGAAUCAGACAUUGGUUGAGAUUGAAAAGUAUCUAAUUCGAAAUGGUUCCUCUUUGACACGAUGGCCGACAAUUCCUUAUCCUGAUUACGAUUCCUUUGCUGUUGGAAACAAUCGUUUGGUUGACGAAUAA